AUGGCCUGUCGCAGGAACACAGACUAUCACAUCCAGACAUACGAGUUUCACAUCCUGAAUCGGCCGGGGCUGCGACGGCUCUCGUCCCUGUACGCGCAGCGGCCAGCAGUCCUUUCGAAUUACUCCUCGCCGGCGCCUUCCUUGGCGGAGUUCGUUGAGAAGCUGAAGACAGACGUGGCUGCCCGAGGCGUGGCUGAGGAUCCGUGGGCGUUGGCGCGGAAGUGGGCAGGUCCAAACUCGCUGGUUCCUGAAUCUGCCCCUGGCCUUGGUGACGUCCUGGCUGCCCUGUCCUCCGCCCCGAUCGUAGCAGCCGAUGCUUUCGAUGAAGGACACCAGCUCAAGCUUUUAUUGGAGUUUGAAAGAAAUCAGAAAGCCAUUUUUAAAGUAAUGAGGUACAAUCGCUCGGCAGUAAUUACAGUCAUGAACUCAGGAUACGAUCGCCAUAAUGGGGAAAUCGCCGCCUUCCACACUGCUAGACUCCUGGGGCUGCAGAUGGCUCCGGUGGCUGUAGGUCGCAGAAUACAUCUAGCAAAGGAAGUCUUGCCUGUAGCUUCAAAGAGGCUUGCUAAAACCUUUUACAUCGAUGGAAUGAUAUAG
Messenger RNA from Penaeus indicus, 597 nucleotides. RefSeq names its product glycosaminoglycan xylosylkinase-like. Gene Ontology annotation, cellular component: Golgi apparatus. The transcript has 5 exons. Lineage: Eukaryota; Metazoa; Arthropoda; Malacostraca; Decapoda; Penaeidae. Gene Ontology annotation, biological process: protein phosphorylation. The coding region runs from base 1 to 597 and encodes 198 amino acids. The record is from RefSeq and is a predicted model, not a curated record. Gene Ontology annotation, molecular function: phosphotransferase activity, alcohol group as acceptor.